AUGUAUAUCCUCGCCUUCCUCCUCGUCUCGUGUGUCCUCGCACAACGGCCCAGCCAAGCCGCCUCAACGGGGAUUGGAGCACCCAAAUCCGAUACGCAGACACUCACGACCACGGUCACCGUCACCCAGGUUGUGAUGGCUUCCUUGUCGAGCGAGAGCUCAUCAAGCUCCGGAAUCUCAUUCGGGAGCCCGGAGCGUACGUCUUGCACGGGCAAGUUGACACCAGCUUUCGAGUCGCAGAGGGGCGAUAUCAUCGGCGGUGUGAUUGGCUCGGUCGUUGCAAUCCACCUCUUUGCCGCCGCUGUAUGGUUCUUCUUGUACCAGCGGCGGAAGGCUCGCCUUUCCAAGGCGCACAAGACUCAAGUCGAUAUCGAACUCAACACCCUGCCGAUCGAACCCCCUCCUGUCGUCCCCUCGGCAGGUCCAAGUGUUCCCGCCCGCAAGAUUGUGUUCAAGCCCUUCCCCCCCAAGAGCAGCGGGUCGCACACCAUCAGCUCGUCAAGUACACUCGUAGCCCCGCCCAAGUCGCGGAGAAUUCCCCGUGCGGACGUCGAGUAG
Molecule: messenger RNA, 558 nt
Organism: Cutaneotrichosporon cavernicola
Lineage: Eukaryota; Fungi; Basidiomycota; Tremellomycetes; Trichosporonales; Trichosporonaceae
Exons: 4
Coding region: 1-558 (185 amino acids)
Source: RefSeq, a predicted model, not a curated record